AUGUCCAGCGACCCGGUUCCUCCCGAACGGCAGGUCCUCCGCUUCCGGCGUGUGCCCAGGCGCUGCGGUGCUCUCCCCGUGCACCGUCGCUUUGGCCAUGACCCUCCGGGUGCCCGCGAGCUUGCAGGAGAGGGAGCAGGAACGCUGAGCUGUGCCGAGCCUGCCGAGGGCCCUGUGGUGACCGUGAAGUCAGGGGACCGGGUUCUGGUCAAGUCUUUGUGUUCGGGUUGCCUGGACACUCUGCGGCUCCUGACCCCCUACUGCUGGUUGUCGCUGGGCAGACUCCACCCAGUGGCCCUGGACUUAUCAGUUAGUUGGUGGACGGUGCUGCUGGUGCUGCUGGUCCUGGUGCUGGUGCUGCUGGUCUUGCACUUGGUGCUGGUCCUGGUGCUGGUGCUGCUGGUCUUGCACUUGGUGCUGGUCCUGGUGCUGGUGCUGGUGCUGGUCCUGGUGCUGGUGCUGCUGGUCUUGCACUUGGUGCUGGUCCUGGUGCUGGUGCUGCUGGUCUUGCACUUGGUGCUGGUCCUGGUGCUGGUGCUGGUGCUGGUCCUGGUGCUGGUGCUGCUGGUCUUGCACUUGGUGCUGGUCCUGGUCCUGGUACUGGUGCUGGUCCUGGUGCUGGUGCUGCUGGUCUUGCACUUGGUGCUGGUCCUGGUGCUGGUGCUGGUCCUGGUGCUGGUGCUGCUGGUCUUGCACUUGGUGCUGGUCCUGGUGCUGGUGCUGGUGCUGGUCCUGGUGCUGGUGCUGCUGGUCUUGCACUUGGUGCUGGUCCUGGUGCUGGUGCUGGUGCUGGUCCUGGUGCUGGUGCUGCUGGUCUUGCACUUGGUGCUGGUCCUGGUCCUGGUGCUGGUCCUGGUGCUGGUGCUGGUGCUGGUCCUGGUGCUGGUGCUGCUGGUGCUAUUUUCUGUGUCCGCGGCGGCACCUCCAGGUCCCCCUUUGCGGCUGCGUGGGCAGUUUGCAUUUCUGCGUAUAGCACAUGAGCUUGGCCUCAUCUCCCUAUCUCACAAGUCCAUCUUUAGCUGCUUGGAGGAGCCCGUUUCUCUUUGAGCUCAGUUCCCCCAGACUGCUGCCAGAGCUGACCCUCUAUUUAUUUGCUUAUUUUCGCUGGGCCCCUGUGGUGAUUGACAGCACAUACACUCAUCCAGGGGCUAGGGGUGCAGUGCUGCCCUCCCAACGACACAGACACCACAAGCCAGCGUUCCUAGAGAUGGCUUAUUGCCGUGGACCUGUUCCCUAACAGGGGAGCCCGGGUCCCCUGGAGUCUGCACGGGCUCAGCUGAGGGAAGGGCUGUGACUCAUUCUCCAGGCUGAAUCUGCAGCCCAGGCUUCUCAGCAAACAGCCAUGAGAUUGCUUCAUGGCUGGUGUUUAUUAAUGUCUGGAAAUGUGCCUGGUUAACCUUCCAAUCCGGCGAGGUGGGUGUGGUGCCCCUUUUCUGUAUGAAGAAACUGAGGCUCAGAGAGAUCCAGAAAGCUUCCCAACUUAUCACUUAUCUCUGGAGAGAGCAGAGAAGCUGGUACACACACUCCAGUCUGUUAGCCUUCAACGUCCCUUUGCCUGCUGGGCCAGUGGUUCUCAGUGUGUGGGGAGCUGUUCAAGAUGCCUUUAGGUUAUUGAGGGGCAGGCUGACUUAAAAAAAAAUAAUUCUUUUAUAUUUACCUUCUCUUGAAUUAGAAAAAGAUCACAAUUGACAGAGGAGACCUGUUAUUUUGCAGUUAUCACAGCGUAGGGCUUAGAUUUUUGAGUUUAAAAAAAGGGCCAAUUUUGUAAAAAUAUUAAGGUAGCAGCAAGUAAACACAGCCCUCUUGAAGAGGGCCGAAUUUGGAGUGCAGUCCUCUGUAGUUUGUGCCCCUCCGGCUGCAUGGCUCUGGCCACACCCCCGGAGACGGUGUCUCUCUGCCCCUGACCCGAGUGGGGUCUACGCUCUGCUUCAUGUAGGAACAUGUCUGCGCCGUAGUUCACCGUGAUCCUCCCUAAAUCCAGAAGAUGCACGAUGAAGGGACUACACAGCUCAGUCUGAAGCUAGAUGGAGAACAAAAAGAAUCUCAGAACGAUAGGACUUUAUAAUCCUAUAAUUCUGCUCGAAUUGACGGCAGCCUCUGAUCAUGGCAUGGGCAAUUCAUUAUAUUUAUUGAGCACCCAAAGUUUUCCAAUCACCUCCUCUAUUACUGUCUGAGGUUGAAUUAUGAAAUAGUAAAUAUUCCGCCUAUGAAGUCCAUUGGUGACUCAUUCACUCCUUUUUUCACUCAUUUCUCCUCGGUAAAUAGGGAAUAAUAUUAGCUACCCCAUGGGUUCAUUGUGAGAAUUACAUAAGAGAACAUAUUGAAGGGCUUAAUUCAGUGCCUGACAUAUAAUAAGCACUCAGGGAAUACCAGCUGUUUUUAAAUAAAAUGUUGAAAUGGAGUUAGAAAAUCAAAAUCUGUAGGCAUAUAGAAACAAGAGCAUUGAGGAUGAGUGAGUUACUAAAAUUUAACAUUAAAUUUUGCUCUGACUUCCUAGUUAGCCCAACACACUGGGUGGGUUCUGUUUGUCUGUGUAUGUCAAGGGUUGGCUGACUUUUCUGUGAAGGGCUAGGUAGUAAAUAUUUUUGGCUUUGUAGGGCACACAGUUCUGUCACCACUAGUCAGUUCUGCCUUUGCGUCCGGAAAGCAGGCAUAGCCAGUAGGUAAAUGAAUAGGCAUGGCUGUGUUCCAAUAAAGCUUUAUUUAUAAGGACUGGCCCUCGGCCCAUAGGUUGUAGUUUGCCCCUUGGUCUAAAUGAGGGAAGACUGUUUGUCAUUGAAAAAGAACAACUUCUGGAUUAUAAACACUGAGAAAAAUUUGUUACAAGAUGUAGUCUUUUUUUUUUUAAGAUUUUAUUUUUAAGUAAUCUCUACACCCAACGUGUUGGACUUAGAACCUUGAGAUCAAGAGCUGCAUGCUCUACCGACUGAGCCAGCCAGGUGCCCCAAGAUGUGGUCUUUAUAUGAAGCUUGUUAAACAGUGUACGGACAGUGCUUUCAUUGGGUUUUAUGGAAAAUACAGAAGACUUUGGCAUUGCUAGUUCUUUUACCAUGUAUUUGGCAAACAUUUAUUGAGGCCUUACUAUAUCUCAGCCUCUGAUGUUGACCCAUCGUGGAACAUAAAGGCACAUGCAUUUUGGCAGGGGGUACUGCAUUAGCAAGGGGUCAUCUCAGCAAUGAUGCAGGGAGGUCAGCUUAGAUUGUUUGCGGUGUCGGAUGCACUGCCCAGUUCCUGAAUUACACACAGGCCUUAGUGCUAAUGUAAGUGGUCUGCCUGGGUUCCAGGCCCACCAGCUGCUCAGCAUCCUACCUCUCAAAGCAGAUGGGAGUGUCAGAUGAGAUCCUUGCCCUCUUAGAGUGAUACCUGCAAUUACUGGAAGAAUGUGGUCUUUAGAGCAAAACACAACCAGGUUUUGAAGGAGUGCCGUUCCAUAGCUGUGUGACCUUGCUCUAGUUCCUAAACCUCUCUGAACCUCACUUUCUUUAUCUGCGAAGUGGGAACCAUGACACUGCUGAAUCUCUAGUUCUUACCUCAGUGUGGUCAGCUAAUAUUUACUCUCUGAAUGUUAGUUCUUCCCUGGGGGGGGCCUGGUGGCUGCUGGCCUUACCUCUCCCUUAUCCCAGGAAACCGGGUCCUGGCUUUUCAAGCUGGAGCCUGUGGAUGUGAGGAUUUCAGCCCCCUUCUCUCCGGUGAGUGUUCAGGGUAAGAAGGCUUGAGAAAACACUGGCCUGAGGAAUUCCGAAGUUAAUGAAGGGAGCGGAUUCCAGAACGGUCUCUGCUUGACCUCCCACCCUUUCUCCAACCCCCUGUUAUCCCUGAGCGAGUUUGGAGGCAAUCAAAGGAUUAUAGCAACUGCAUAAAACAGCUCUCACGCGGUGGGGCAGGACUGUGGCCUUGGCCACUGGGCCAGGGCGGGUGACUCUGAGUCUUCCUUAUGGUGCCUGGUUAACCUGAGAAGGUCAUUGGGAGCCACCAGGGUGGGCAAGGCAGGCCAUCAUGGGAGAAGGAGAGCAUAUUGGACCAAGUUGGAGGGAUAAUUGUCAGCUAUAAAGGUGGGGGGGAGUAAGGGGCUGUGUGAGAAAUUCGAAAGACCCAGGUGCCUUUAUUUAUUUAUUUUUAAAAGAUGUUAUUUAUUUAUAUAUUUGACAGAGGGAGGGAGAGAGAGAGAGAGCACAAGCAGGGAGAGCAGCAGGCAGAAGGAGAAGCAGGCUCCCCGCCAAGGGAGGAGCCCGAUGCGGGGCUCAGUCCCAGGACGCCGAGAUCAUGACCUGAGCCGAGCGCAGACGCUUAACCGACUGAGCCACCCAGGCACACCGACCCAGGUGCCUUUAAAAAAAAAAAAAAAGGAAACUUUUUUCCCCUUAUUCUGACAGAGGGCAGGCUCUUGUUGACUGAUACAGUUUCCAGACGCGUUCUCCAUUUCCGGCUAAUGGAAACUUCAGGGGAAAGGCUUUGGAGCCCAGAGCUGGGCAGGAAGAUUGCUGUCGUUGAUGGGCUGCAUUGGCUGAGGCUCGCUGGCUGCUCUCUGGGUAGUGGGUUAUUUCCUCUGGUGGGUGGGGGCUGGGGAUGCUUUGUCCCCUUUCUUUUUCUGGUCAUAUUGCCUGGUUUUGCAGGACAGUGGCUGGGGGUGGGGGUCUUUCCCUCUCAUGUCUGUGUCUGCUCUGUCUGCCGCCGUCUUAUGACCCCUCCCCCCCCCCGCCAUGGGGUGGGGGUUCUGGGGAGAGGGGGUCAGCUCUACCUGAUUACCAGGAACUGCCCUGACCCUCCCCUCCCCUGCCGGAGCCUUAUCCGGCUGCAGCCAGAGCAGCUCCUCUGGUGAGCUCCCUGGGGUUUAGCAGGAGACAGACAAAUAAACAUCAGCCAGGACCAGCUCCCAGCUUUCUGCGCACCCAGGGGCCCGGACACUGUGUUGCAUUUCCAGAGAACGGGAUGAUGCUCAUUGUAAAAAGAAUUUUCCUGAUGGAGAGAUGCUCUAGGGAGGUUGUCCGGGAACGUUAGAAAGUCAAGGACCAUGUGUAUGUCCUGGGGCUUCCUGGCUGUGUGACCUUGGGGGGGACACUUGGUCUUUCUGGACCUUACUUUCCUCCUACCUGGAGCUGGUCCUUGUGAAAAUUAUGUGACCUGAGAUGUGAAGUCUGGCCAGUUAUGAGUCCCCGCCUCUGAACCUGACACAGAGUAAACCCUGAACUUAAGUCCGACUUGCCAGUAGGUUCCUUUUGUGACUGCCCUGUUUUCCAGUUGUUGAGUCAGCUCAGGCGGUUCCUGGGACUUCUCUGAGGCUCCAGCUCCUCGUCUUUCGAUGAGGUGGUGGUCCAUGUUUCCUGUCCCUCAUGUGCUUGUUGAAAGGACCAAAGGAGUCGCCCCUGGGAAAGUGCCUGAGAGCCGGCCCGCAUGGCUGUUGUUGGACUGUCAUGGCUGAGCCUGAUCUCUUGCCAGUGGAGUCUGGAGGUGACACAGAUGAUGGGUUCGAGCACAUUGCUCAAGGUUAAGGCCAGGUGUGUUCGGGACGCGGGCGGCCCAGCAUCCCUCGGAAGCCAUGCUGGGAUGCUGGGCACACUGUGAGGGCCACCAGCUCUGCUCUCCUCUGCUUCCCGAGUCCUUCAGACUGACUUGCCAGGCUCUAGAACCUGCUCGGAUUGGGGGAUUGUUUGUCUCUUUGCAUGAUAUCCAGAUCUGAGGCCCAAAACAAGAAGCCGUAGAGGGUCAUUUAACAGACUCCCCCAUUCCUACCCCAGGAUUAACCGGGCUUAAAUGAGGUGGCGUGUGUGCUUUGGAUCUUGGUUUCUGAAGAAAUAAGAACAAUUUAGAGAUACAGUGGAAGCCUGUGGGCUCUCCGCUCCCCUUCCAGUUCCUUCCCUUCCCAGAAGUACCACUCUUCUGAACGUGGGCUGCAGUCGGUCGCGCCUCACCCUUUCUUACAGAUCUGUUCGUUCCUUCAUGCUCCUCCUGGUGGAUUUUGGGUCCUUUCCAGGUUUUUGCUACUGUAAACAGUGCUGGGGGCAGCUUCCUUGCACACGCAUGUGUGGAUGUCCCCAGGGGCAUGAUGCACGGGGACGCACACUUUCCGCCUUGUCAGGCGUAGCCCUGCUGCCAUCCCGUUGGGACCCCCUGCAUGCUGGCGGCGGGGGGGGGGACCCUCCCUGCGAGCUGGGGGGCUCUUUGAGUGAUGCUCGCCCUGCGUCCCUGUGUCCGGUCGGCAGUGCCUGGUAGCAGCACCAGCUCCCUACUUGUAGAAUGAGGUGAAUUCUGGAAGGAGAUGAGGUUGGCACGGAGGGCAGGACCAGAGUCAGGGCAUCAAAGAAGCAGUGCCACGGCUGCCCCCUGCCGAAGCGUGGGCAGCAGAGAGAAGAAAAGAAGUGGGGGUGGUGGAGAAACGGGCGCUGAAAGCUGAAGGGGUGGCUGGGCCAGGCGUCACUAGGCUGGCUCUUGGGGGACUGGAUGAGGCCACGUCUGUGCAGGUGUGGACAGCCGAGGAGGAGCUGGGGACCCCACUGUGGGGGACGUGGGUGUCACCGAGACCACCGUGGGAGCCAGUCUCAGCCAGGAGGGGGCUUGGUUUCCAGCCAAGCCUGUGUCUCAGGGACAGUAAAGGAGAGUAGGGUAACAGGGCCGUUUGUGGAUGGCGUGGAGAAGAAAGUGCUGGAAGGAAGAUCCAUGCUGAGGAAAAGCUGAGAGAAACGAGAGCAUGAGAGAGGGUCAAACACAAAGUGAGAGCCCUCUCCCCCCCGUUUUUUGAAUGAAUUAGAAAUGGAAAAUUUGGGUUUGGUAAGGGGAAAAUAAUGUGUAUACUGUGAAAUAGCCUGUUUUCUUCUUCUUCUUUUUUUUUUUUUUUUAAAGAUUUUAUUUAUUUAUUUGAGAGAGAGAGAGAGAGAGAACAUGAGAGGGGAGAGGGUCAGAGGGAGAAGUAGGCUUCCCGCUGAGCCGGGAGCCCGAUGUGGGACGCUGGGAUCAUGACCUGAGCCGAAGGCAAUUGCUUAACCAACUGAGCCACCCAGACGCCCUAGCCUGUUUUCUUCUUAAACCUUUUCUCUGAUGGUAACACGAAUAAAGGUCUUUGGAGAAAAUAUAGAAUAUAUAGAAGGGCAUAAUGGUUGAAAACAGUGUCCAUGAUGCUCCACUGGGAGCAGCCCCUGCUAGUCGUAGGGUGACCCACUCGCCCGGGUUGUUCCGGGGUGUUCCUGGUGGCAGCACUGGAAGCCCCACCUCCUGGGACUCGAUGGCCUCCUGCCGUCCCUGGGGCACGCGUGGCUUGAGGGGUCACCAGGCCCUCCCCCUCCUGCUUUGUAGGUGGGUGCCCAUGCCUCCCACCUGCAGGCCUCGUGGGUGUGCCGAGCAUCCCUGUCUCUGCUGGGGACGGGGUGCAGGCCACCACGUGAUGCCCGGGGGUGAGGUCCAGGGGGAGCCUCACCUGGAGAAGAGAAUGCGCAUUACUUAAGUGUCUGGAGGGCAGGCAGUUCCUAACAGCCCUGUAAGGUCUUUGCAUUUGGCUCGUCUUUGUCAAGCACCUACUAAGUGCAGGGCACCGUGCUGAGAAAUCGAGGCCCUGUGGGUUUGUCGAGUACAUAUUUGCUUCCUUUUGGUAGUUUUCGUGGCUUCACGUUAUUCAGUCACUGUAGCAGCGCCGGGAGAGGCUGUUGCUGUCACCCCUGCCUGUUCUGCAGGUGAGGAGCGGAAGGGCAGGUUAGCGCACCCCCCCCCUGGGGGGGGUACCUGACGCCAUGAUCUAAGUCUUCUGGGUCACUUCAUAUGCAACAGAGUGUGGUGGUUUCAGGGGGCCUGGCGCUAGUCUUGGUCCUUUCAUUUGCUAGAUGGGUGGCCUUGGGCCAGUUACUUAACUUCCCAGCUGUAAAGUGGGGUCAUCAUGGCUCUUCUGUUGAGGUUGAAUGUUUGUGUCUUCCCCACGUUUUUAUGUUGAAGCCCUAAGCCUCAGUGAUGGUAUUCGGAGGUGGGAGCUUUGGGAGGUGAUAAGGCUCAGAGGAGGUCAUGAGGGUGCCCCCCACCUCCCCGCCCGCAGUGGGGCUAGUGUCUUUGCAAAGAGGAAGACACAGAGAUCUCUCGUUUUUAUGCUUACACUCCAAGGGGAGGCCAGUGGUGGCAGCUCUUGGGAUGAGCUGGGUCCUUCUUCCUCCCCUUGUGAGCGCCUUUCCCGCCCUGCCUUCGCGCACCGACCGUGUGUUAGGGCAUUCUUGCAAAAAGCCUCAAGAGCCAGAGCAAGACGAGAAGAAACUUGUUGGCUGCUUGCCUGCAGGCUGAAUGAAGCCCUUCCUGGGGUUUCAGUAGCUCUCUAGUUAGCACCAAAAUAAACACCUCCCACUGGCGUGGAGGUUCCCAGGUGACAUUGCAUUUUGGAUUCAGGGAGCCCUGGCGUGUUGCAUCUUCCUGAGGAUGUAUAACGUUUAGAUAGCAACAAAGGUAAAAGGGAAAUUCAGGCUUGGGCAGGGCAGGCUGUACCCCUUUGGUGUGAUGAGUGGGUGAGACAUGGCUUAGGGACACUUCUGAUGUCCUGUGUUCCCAGGUUGUUGUGAUGAGAGGGGCAUCAGCAGGCAAGGGGAAACUGUUUUGCUGCCCAGAGAAGCCAGUGUUCUCCUGAUGCUUCCAUGGUCUAGUGUUUGAGUCUUAUUCCCGUCCGUUCUGUGUGAUGGGAAGGUCUUGGGCAUCACGUCAUAGAGGCCGUGGAUGUGUAGACAUUGGUUGCACGGUGUUUGUAUGUUAUUUACCCUUUAUUGAAUGGCUUUUAUGUGCCAAAACUUAAAUAAAGCUUCCAGCAACCCCAAGAGGUAAAUGCUGUGGGACUCUCAUCUCACUGCUCUGAGAACCGAGGCUUGGACAGGUUAGGGCACCCAGCUAGUGAGGCCGAAGCUGGGAUUCUGAGCGUCCCUGGGACUCCCAACCUCGUUCCCCAGGCACCUGCUCCCUGCCCCGAAAAUGUCACAACCUAUCACGUGAGAUGCCAGGACUCUGGUCCCAGAUGGACAGAGGGGGCCCUGGGGGAGGCUGGAUCUUUGCACCUGAUGGAAUGGACCCUAGCCUGCUAUAUUUACAGUCCCGUUCUCCUGAAGGGACUCCAGAAGUCAACCACUUUGGGGGGGUGGUGGUGGUAGUGACAGGGAGUUACACCCCAGCUCUGCUGGUUUGCUGGGUGCACAUGGGCCUGGGGGCCAUCAGGGAGAAGGGGGUUGGGGCAGGCAGGGCUGGUGGGCAGAAAAAAACCUACUACAGACAAUCCAGACUGCAUUGUGGAUGGACUCGUGGAUUAUUACAGAGGCUCAAAUGACCAGAUUUGGGUCAGUAAGCCUGGGCUGCAGAAAGAGAAAUGUGAAAUCUUUAUAUUUUUCCAUGAAGUCUUCAUCAUUUUAAAGGACCCUGUUUUCUUGGUUACCCCUCUAGGGAUGGUGGGUGUGGGGUCUUCCCAGCCAGAGAUUUGUGGCAGUGGUGAGGAGGGAGGGGGUGGUGGGGCCGGGGUGGGGUGGGGGCGGCAGGGACUGAUGGAAAGGAAGAACAGGAUAGGAGUGUGCACAUUCCACACCCAGCUUGUUCCUGGUUUAACUUUCUCCCCGAGAGAGAACAAGGGGCCGAUUCACGUGGCCCGAGUGGCUUCCCUCAACCCGGAGCCGGAGCCGGGUUCCUGUGCCUUCCAGUGACUCAGGAGGAAAUUCCAUCACGCAUCAUUCAUGCCAUUCUCUAUCUUCAUAUUGUGGCUGCCUCAUCUUUCUGGAAUUUGCCUUUUUUCUUUCUUUUUCUGGGGCAUCUGGGGAGGCAACAUAUGGUAUGACUCCAGGAAGCACAACCCAGCUUUGGUCUUCAUGCGCGGCCGCCUCCAGGCGUCCCGGGCCUCGUGUUCCGGGGAUGGUCGGUGUUCGCAGCGUCGGGCCUGGUGACUCGUGCACGGUGUUCCUGUUGUCUUCGGGGCUCCGCACCCGGUUCUCCACCCCCUGGGGGGACCUCUAGUUCAACACUCCCAUCAUCUGGGACCUUGAGAUUGCAUCUCUUGGGAUGGCCGGCUUCCUGGCGUGCUUCCCUGGAUGGAGGAGUCACCUGAGGUGUCUGGACCCUGGCGUGCGGCCGUGGGGCCCCUGCCACGAGGAGGUGAAGCAGGCCACCGUCACCAGUGCGGAGAGGGGACGGGCGUUCUGAUGGGGUGCUUUCUGCCUCGCCCAGUGCCCACCGAUCUUGGCUUUAGACCCAGCCUCCUCUGGCUCCCCCCGCAGAAUCCUGUCAUACCUCGGAUUUUGGUGCUGUAAGUCUGAAAAAUAGACAUAUCCAUUUGGUACUGUAGAGGGACUGUCCUUCCCUGAACUAAAGCUGGGCCAUUUGGGGAUUUGGAGAAUAAAGGAUGACCUGGGAACCAUGUACACUGGGUCCCCUGUGGCCAAGGGUCCCUUCAUGGUGUUGAUGAGGCGUAGAGGUUGUCAGGCUGUGAUUUUAGCAGAGUCCUGAGCUCCGGUGGAGAUUUGCCUCUCUCCAGCCUUGGGCUAUCUGCAUUUUUGAACAUCUCAGGGCCCAGAAGGAAAAGAAGAAUGUUGACCAGCUCUAGGAAUGGCCUGAAUGAAGAGAGCCUCCAGUCUGCAGAGGAGAAGAGACACGGAGCAGAUUCCGAAUUCACACCUCUGUGGAGCUGAGCUCGGACAUGCCCUCCUGGUACCAGCCGGCCCCUAGCUGAUGGCAGACACGUGAGUGAGAGGUCCUGAUCUUCCCACAUACGAUGGAUUGCAGGGAAAAAGAAACUUCCUGGCCUGCCGGAUACCAACUUGAAGGAAGUAGCUGGCUUUGGUGGGGACAAGGAAACAGACCCCCAAUGACAGCAAUAGCCUCUCACCAGGCUUCUGCGUUAACGGAGGAGCUGCUGGGCGGCUGUGGGACACGUUGGAGGUGUCGGCUGCAUCACGAUUCCUGGCAGUGGUGGCCUCAGUCUGCAAACAGCCUGCCCAACACGUUGGAAACCUUCUCUUCUACAGAUCAGGCUAGAGAACGUAAUCCCAGGAGACCAGAAAACACUUGACAGAGGUAACACUGACCCAGAGAGGAUUGAAUCCUUGUGCCCAGUGACUAGAAGACCCAUGAACCUGGAAAAAGGAGCCUAGAAGAUCACCAUGUUUCCCCCACAUAGGAGAACACCCACCCCCUCCCGCCCCGUGCCCAUUACAGUGAUUUGGUCACUGCCGAGCUAUCUUCGUUUAAUGUGGUUUUGACAGAAUAGUUGGUCUGGAGAUUUUAUUUUCAAUUAAACUUCCUUGUUGAACUGCUUUGGUUUUGAAAGGAUUCCAUUAGGAUGGAUAAUUAUAUAGCAGUUGCUACAAGGAGAUAUUUGCGCUCAAUUUCCGCUCUUAGGUGAUUCAAAUCAAAGGCUUUUUCUUUUCCUCCCCAGAGUUGUGUGCAACCAUCUUCCUCAUACUAUAGGCUUCUCAUGAGUUAUUUUUGGAAAUCCAAAUCAAAACAGCUCUUUUGGCAGAGGCCAUCUCUAGCCUAGCAGAGUAAGCCAUAUGUACCAGUAAACACAGCCAAAGAAUCGGUGCCUUUGAAAAGCACCAAAACCAUCUCCCUCUUUGUGGAUUAAAUUCUUGGGGACCAUAGACUAUCCUUUGUAUCAUCAUAUAUUCCUCUGUGAACUCUAAAGUCAAAGACAAUUGAAAUUACUUUAAAAUUACCAAAGUUUUGGGGUGCCUGGGUGGCUCAGUCGAGCAUCCAACUCUUGGUUUCGGCUCAGGUCAUGAUCUCAGCGUCAUGGGAUUGAGCUGCACAUGAGGCUGCAAACUCAGUGCUGAGUCUGCUUGGGAUUCUCCCUCUCCUGCUCCCCCUGUUCACAUGCUCUCUCUCUCUCUCUCUCUCUAAAAUAAAAGUAAAUAAAAUCUUAAAAAUAUAUACAUAUAUAUAAAUAAAAUUAUCAAAGUUUUGUCCAUUUGCAAAUGAUUGUCAUUGCCCUUUUAUUCAAGAUGGCAGGCCUUGACAGAAUUUUACUAGGGACUGUUUUGGCCUCUGGAUCUCCCAUGAAACACAGAAAUCCCUUUAUUUUCCCACUCUGUGCUGUUUCCUUCCUUCCCCAGAACACACGUAACCUACCUCAUUACAUGAACCAAGCAGACAAACCUCUCACCCAGUAUCAGUAAGGGCUCAUAUAGUAGAAUGGAUACAUAGAUGAAUGAAUAAAAUCCCAUUUCCCCCUUAAAAAAAAAAAAUUACACAAAUAGUAAAUGAAUGUUUUCAUCUUGGGGAAAAAAAACCUUUCCAAAUAAAGCUAAAGUUCUUUUUAAUCACUGGGUCCCUGUCCCUGUUUGUUCAUCAGCUCUGCUUGGGUUAUUACUUUGGAACACAUCCUUGUGGACCUUUCUAAUGUAUAUGCACACACACACACACGUGUGUGUGUGCGCAAGCACAUGGUGCUGUGUUUUUAGACCUUUGAUAAACUGACCACUUGCCUUUUACCCCUCAGCAAUAUAUCCAGGAGUGCUGUCCAUAUUAGCUGCCUUAUUCUUUGUAACUGCCACCUAAGUUUUAUUACAUUGUGUGGAUACGCCUUUUAUUCAAUCGAAUACAUAAAUUCUUUAUCUGUUCUCACGCUCAUCGUAGUUCAAGAUCCCUUCUCCUGUACAUGUUAAGAAACUAAUCAUGUCCACUGCUACCUUUGGUAGCUACAACACAUUUCAUGAAAAUCAGCCAGCUGCCUUGGAGAUUAUGCCGCACAGGAUCCCGUGAAAUGCUAAGGAUUGCCAAAGGGACCUGAAUUCCCUUGUCUGCAGAAGCCGGGGAGGUGCGCUGUGCACGGGCAAUUCCACAGGUCCGCGUAGAGAGUGACGUUAGAUACAGUGUUGGCUCUGCUCAUAGCCAGCUGAAUUUCCCUGGGCAGUUCAUUUCCUCUCCAUGGACCUUCAUUUUCUCAUCUGCACAAUGGACUCAGUGAGCCUUUUCCAGCUAUUAGACUCUGAAUAAUAGGGUUUACACAAUGCCCCAGGAUUCAUAUACAGAAUGUAUAAGCUGCUUCUCCACUAUGCGUCUAGAUGGGAGAGGGGCAAUUUUAGAACACAUUUUAAAUUUAAUUUUAAUUAAUUAAAUAUAUUUUGUUAUAUUUUAAUUAAAAUAUAUUUUAAAAAAAUUUUUUUAAAGAUUUUUUAUUUAUUUGAGAGAGCAUGAGCAAGAGCGAGAGCACAGGAGGGGGUGGGCAGAGGGAGAAGCAGACUCCCCACUGAGCAAGGAGCCCGACUCAGGGCUCGAUCCCAGGACUCUGGGAUCAUGACCUGAGCUGAAGGCAAACACUUAACCAACUGAGCCACCCAGGCGCCCCGAAAUAUAUUUUUAAAUUUUUAAUUAGAGAUGGAGCCUAGAGCUUUUAGCUGAGUAGAAGUCACAAAGUCCAGAAUGUACCGCCUUUGGAUCUUACUCUUCUUUCUGAUUACUUUAUUAUCCAAUUAAAAUGUAUGUAUUUUUUCCCUUUGCUCUGUGCGACCUUUUUGUUCUAAGCAAGGCCAUGUGGUGUUGGGGAAAGAGGUCAUGGACCCCCGAGUUCUGCUUCCAGGCUUAUCUAGUUCCAGCUGUGUGAUCUUAGACAAGUCACUAACCUCUGGAUUUCCAUCUAGUAAUACUACGAUUUCAAAUUAGCCAGAAGUCUGCUUAAAAAAAAAAAAAAAAAGGUAAAAACCACACUGACUUGUGUUUCAUCUGGCAUUUCUGAGCCUUGUCACCUGCAGAUAGUUCAUCUUGUGAAUUGAUGGGACACCCUAAAAGGCCACCAAAACCCCUGAAAUCACCUUUUCUCACAUGAGAAGUGUGCAGUUGCCAUAGCCCCUGGUGAAGACCUUCAGUGGGUUCCCAGGGAGGCCCAGAGCCAUGAGUCAUAAGUAGACUUUCCCCCCUGAGCCCCGAAGCUGGUGUUGAUGUGUAUCCCCUGCUUUGAGACGCAGGACCACACGGGUCACAGGGUGAUUCACCCACAGGCCGGGUUUCCCUCGGGGUCCCAGUCAGGUUUUCCCACGUGGGGCGAGAAUUCUGGCCCCUGGCCUUGGCAUUACACAUUGCUCUGGAGAUAGUGUGAUCGUGCAGGUGAAAGGUCGUGGUCCGUGGGUGUGAAAACUGUGUGGGUGCUGCACCCCGCAGCGUCUCUGGGAUUCGGUUUCCCUGCUCCCCACACUUUUUCACCCUCCUGUGAGCUUCUGUUUCUGAACAUCCCUUGGGGUCCGUGUCCCCUGGUUGAGCAGGUCUGUACGGGCUGAAGUCAGUCUGGGGAGCUCCUGGGGCCAGAACGUCACCUCUUCCCGACCUCGGCUUCCUGCCCUGCUCUAUCUUGAAGAGAGGAAAUGAGACCCUGCAGCAGGUGCUCAACCCAAGCUACCUUCCUUCCCCUUUCCCUGGACAACAAUUUUAUAGGCUCUGAAUCUGUAACAGUUUCCAAAAGCCUACCAUAAAUAGUGUUCACGUGAAGCAAAAUGAAACAAAAAGGCAUCUGGGUGAACACUAUCAGUAUGAUACAUAUCUUCACUUAGUGGGAAAAGGGACUGAUGGGUCCUAUUCCUUUACCAACCCUCACUCUCUCACAGUGAAAUUUUUCAGCAGGUGUCUUCCCCGUCCCACUCCUACCCCCCAUUUCAAUAAAAUACUUACAAACCUGCUUUGCAUUGUUACAGAUAAAUGCAGAGCAAGUCACACUGUCUCUCCCUAUAUUUGACCCUCCUCCAAGUGAUCGAUAUAGUUUUAAUUCACAGCCUAGAACCUUGAAGAAUGAGUCAACCUGACCGAUGAUUCACAGAUACUUGAUCUGAAAUGCUUGAUGUUGUGGGGGUGGGGUGGGAGGUAGAAUCAGAAAUAAAUUUCCUGACCCUAAAAGUCAGCAUAAGUGAAGAAGCAUGGGGUGCAGGGGGAGUGGGGGAAAGGGAUAGUUACCAUCUUGUAGUUUGUAGGGAUGGUUCCUGCCUUUGGGGAGAUGCACUGUGUUGGGAGGACUUAGGGUGACCACAGAGCUCCAGUUUAUGCCUGUCUAUACAGUUAGUGUGCUUUUCCACCAUUAAAAGUACCGCAGUGUGGAAACAUGGGGUUCUGGGCAGACUGGACUAGACUAAGUUCUUAAAUCAAGGUCAGAGGUUUUGCUUUAUUUAUACGUGCAUCCCCAGUGCCUGGCCUCUAGUAAACAGUUAGUAAAUAUAGCCUUGCUGGGUAGGUGAGUGAGUGAAUAAGAUUCUUAACCUUCUCUCUUGGUCUCUGUAUUUCUAUUUUCCAUACAUCUUUGUAUGCUCCGCAUCCCUAGGGUGACUGUACUGUGUUCUCAAUAGUAUCUUUUCCACUAAGCCAGAGCUUCAGAUGCCAGUUGCUUUGGUUGAACGUAUGCAACAGAAGCUGUGUAGCCCUGUAGUUUUCAGUGAGUUACCCAAAUGAUUUACAAUUUAUCAGAGUAGGAAGAACACUAACUUCCCUGCCUAAGCUGAUGAGCAACUGUGGUGGAACUGAAGCUGAUGCUUUUAUUAUUAGCUGUCUGGCUUUGCUACCCUUCUUGUCUAGAGGGUUUUCUUCCCUACCUAGAAGGUUCCUAGACCUUCAAAACUGUAUAUUAUAAUUAUAUAUUUAAAAUAUUAUAAGAAAUUAGAAAAAGAAUAAAAAAAGCUAUCCAUAAUAAUUUCAUUAUCAAGACACUAUAAGCCAUUCGUGUUGUUUUACAUAGUUAUCUUAGGAAGUUCUUCAUAGUUUCCCCGUGGGCAUUUUUCUGGAAGCAUUGUCCAUGUUCAGAACACUUUCAACCACCAUUGCUUAAUUUGCUUGUAUCCAUGUGUUUUAGUGAGCAAAUCCAGGUUGCUUACUCUUUCCCCUUCUGUAAAUGAACUUGUCCUUAUAGUAUGUCCUGUAUCUCAAGAGAAUCUCAAAAGUGGAAUCCUUGGAUCAAAAUACAUGAAAUUUAUUAAACUAUAUAUAUAUCUGCCUAACAAUAUAGAUAGAUAUAUUUAAAUUGAUAGACUUUAUUGUUUAGAGAAAUUUUAGGUUUAUAAAAAAAUUGAGAACAAAGUAGAGAGCUCCCUAUAUACCAACCCCCUUCCCCACCAUUUCCCAUAUUGUUAACAUCUGGCAUUUGUGUGAUGCAUUUGUUCUAAGUAAUGAAACAAUACAUUAUGAUUAACUAAAGCCCACACUUUAUAUUCAGGGUCCACUCUUUCUAGUGUAUCAUUCUGUGGAUUUUUCACAUGUGGAAAAUGUCCUUUACCCACCAUUACAUUAUCACAUAGCAUCGUUGCACCGUCCUAAAAAUACUCUGUGUUCCACCAAUUCAUCUGUCCCUAAUUCCUCCCAAACCUCUGGAAACCUCACUGAUCUCUUACUGUCACUAGAGUUUUGUCUUUUCCAGAAUGUCAUAUGGUUAGAAUCGCACAGCAUGUCGUCUUCUCUAUUUGUUUUCUUUCACUUAGUAAUAUGCAUGUAAGGCCCCUCCAUGUCUUUGUAUGGCUUGAUAAUUCAUUUCUUUUUAGUGCUGAAUCAUUUCCAUUGCCUGAAUGUACCCCAGUUUGCUUAUCUAUUCACCUACUGAAGGGCUUCUUGGUUGCUUCCAAAUUUUAGCAAUUAGAAAUAAAGCCAGUGUAAAUUGUGUGCAAGUUUUCAAGUGGACUUAAGAUUUCAACUCAUUUGGGUAGACACCAGGAGCCUGUGAUUGAUGCAUCACGUGGUAAGACUAUUUCUGCAUUGUAAGAAACUGCCAAAGCUUUAUGUGUUUUUACAUUUAUUCAGUGCUUAUAGUUAUAUUACCACCAACACAUUAAUCCUCAAAAUAACCCCUGGGUUGAAAGUUAUUAGCUUCACCUUCUGGUUAGCAUCAAAUUUUAUUGCGGAAAAGGAACUUUGAAGAUCUCUGAGCAUCUACACUUCCUGAUAGCAACAUCUGUCUCCUUGUCACUGCAUUUCCAUGACACAGUGGGUGCAAUAGGUGCUCAGUUAGUGCUCAUUACACAUUGACGAGUGAUAAAGGAAAAACCACUUCACUGUACAGAUAAGAACGUGGAGAUGCAGAAAGGAAAAGCAAGUUGCUUCUGCCAAACAGCAUUUUCCUAAUGGCAGAACCAAGGCUAAAAGCUAACUGUUGUGCUUUAUAGAUGGUGGAUGGACCCAUAUUUUGGGUGGUCAGGCCGUGGAUCACUAAAUUCAAGCAAGGCAAGCUUCUGGACUCUUGAAACCAUACUUAGUGUUAUAAUGAACACUUUCUCCUCACGUUCAAGCCCACCCACUAGUCUGUACCACCACCAUGUCACCCAGAGAUGCUCAAAGGAGUAUUUCAUUUGGGUACAAGUGCAUUGUGGCUACAAAGUCUCAUGGCAUUAAAAUAGCAACAGUAGUAAUAAGUGACAAUAAUAAUAAAGCCAAGAAUUAUUGGGCGCCUGGGUGGCUCAGUUGGUUAAGCGACUGCCUUCGGCCCAGGUCAUGAUCCUGGAGUCCCGGGAUCGAGUCCCGCAUCGGGCUCCCUGCUCGGCAGGGAGUCUGCUUCUCCCUCUGACCCUCCCCCUCUCAUGUGCUCUCUCUCAUUCUCUCUCUCUCAAAUAAAUAAAUAAAAUCUUAAAAAAAAAAAAGCCAAGAGUUAUUGAUUGCUUAGUAUUGUGAGGCUCUUUACAUAUAUUAUUUCAUUUACUCUUGCAGCCACCUUCUGGUUAGGUAUCAUUGCUAGCCACAAUUUAGAGAGAAGAAGUUUGAGGCUUAGGGAGACUGGGUAAGUUCCUCACGCCUCCACAGCUAUUAGUAAUAAAGCCAAAUGUGUGCCCAUCCAUUCCUGACUCACUCAACAAUGUACUAUGCCAUAGUUAAGAGCAUGUGACUUAGAGUCAGGCGGACCUGGGUUAAUAUUCUGGGACUACCAUUUUACCAGCCAUGCAAUCUCGACUUUGUGACUUCUAGCUGCAAAGUGCCCAUGUAAAAUGGGGAUAGUAAUACCUACGGUGACAAAUGCUGUCUGUUGUCUCCUCAAUGGCCAUUGUCUCUCCACUGCAUAGAACCAUGAUAGGUUCAGGUGGUAUCUAUCCCUGGGGCCUCAGGGAAGACAGGUUCCAAUCCAGCCUAAUGAGAUGAAUCAAGAUUGGUUUAAACCAGGUAUGGAGAUGGCAGGCAUGCAUGUUAUCUAGUUUUGUUAGGGAGCGGUCCUCUUCAAAUAAGGAGACAAAGUACCCCAUAGGGGAAGCUCAUUCUUAUCUUUUUUUUUUUUUCCUGCGGGGAUCUAGGGUAAGAUACCUGGAGGUGUAGCAGCCAUCUUGCAGGCAUGAGGUAACAAGUCAACAGACUGAAAUGCUGAAGCAGAAAAGAUAGGAAAAGCCUGGAUCUUUGAUAACACUGCAGGCUGUCCCCCCAGCCCAGGACAGAAGACUACCUCCAGACUUCCUGUAGUUGAAACAAGGCCUACUUCUUUAUGCCACUCCAAGUUGUCUUUUAUUUGCAGCUGAAAACAUUUUGAGUAUAUAUACAGAUUUCCACCAAAUCAGUCAGUGUUGGGCAGCUUAGUAUGGUGCUUAAGAGCCCAAAUUCCAGAGCCAGAAGUCCCAGGUUCUAAUCUUGGCUCUGCCCCCUUACUAGCUAUAGUGAUCUGGGCAAGUCACCUAGCUCCUCUGUGACUCAUGUCCUCAUCUGCAAAAUGCUCAUUAAAUGAGCAUUGAGUAUCGAAUGAAGGAUACUAGCAGUUCUUACUAUUAUUAUAAUGAGCAUUAAAUGACUUAAUGUUUCAUACGUGAUGAGAACACUACCUGACACGUAGUAAGUAGCUAUAUACCUGUUGGUCAAAAAGAAAAAAAAGUAAAAGAAAAGUAGCCACUAUUAUAGGCGUGGGUUUGCACCUUGAUCUAAUCAUUUGGCCACUUGUGGUAUUUAAAGAGCAUCUUGACCCUUUAACCACUGAGACUCCUAGAGCAUGAAACUCCCCCUAAAGUCUGUCUCAAAACAGUCGCAGCAGUGGUUUCUUUUUGACGGAAAAGGCCCCUUAGAGAACCAACCUGUGCAGGAGGAGGGGCUGUGGCUACCAAGUCGUGUCAUGGAGUGAAUGACCAAAAUACCCAAACUUGCCCAUGCAAAUAGGUGUUCAUCUCCCCAACAGCCCUUUUAGAAGUUUCUAGACUUUCUCAAACUCCUUUUUGAAAGGGUCUUUCCAGACAGUGGCUUACUCUCUUGAAUCUGAAAUCUUUCGGGGAGGGGGCGGUGGGGGGGUGGGCAAUGCCUGCUUUCCAGGCCCUUCUCUGCCAUGAGGACGAGACCCUUGGCCAGUGUGUGUGAGGGAGCUGCUUGACCUGGGUCUCUCACUCGCCACUACCCACGUUGUCACCUUCUGUAGAGAUCAGAUUUGAAUUUGGGCAAGGGCUAAACGUUUUUUGGAUACAUAUCAGUUGUGAGAUUAAAAGAUCAGCUGGUAAGAUGUGUCCAUUAGCACAUCCUGUGGCAUCUUCCUUCAAAAUGUAUGUCCGUUUCACCCCUUCUCACCCCCUCCACCAAUGAGAGUCCAGACCAAGCCACCUCCACCUUCUGCCUGGGCCACUGAGGGAGCGCGCCUCCUAACGGGCCUGGCUUCUACCCUGCCCUCCCUUUUCUCUCAACAGCCAGGGAGAUCUUUUCAAAAUAUAAACCAAAUCCUGGGAUCCACUUGCUCAAAACCCUUUAAGGGAGUUCCACCUCACCUAGAAUAAAAUCCAAAGUUCCUCUUGUGCCCUGUAAGGCCCUCCCUGAGUGGACCCUAGGCCCUCCCUUCCUUGUUUCUCUUCUUGUUUACCCUACUUUCCACACUGGCCUUCUUGCUAUAGACUAAACCUACCUGAGCGCAGGCUGGCCUCAGGGCCUUAGCACGGAAUGUUCUCCUUUUCUGGAACACUCUUUCCCCUGCAUACCUGACUCAUUUCCUCACUGCAUUCAGAUCUCUGUUCUGAUGUCAACUCUGACCACCAUCCCCCAACACAGCUGCCCCCAGCCCUCACUUUCUGUCAUUAUCCAUAGUUCUUAUGCCUUGCUGAUAUUAUUACAGAUUUGGUGACUUUAUGUGUCUCCCAUCAGAAUAUAAGCCCUGUGAGGAGAAUGGCAUUGUUUUGUUCAUUCAGAUAUCCACAGACCCCAGAAUUUUCUGCAACUCAUGUUCAGUAAAUAUUAAACUAGAUAAAGCCUCUCUCUGGGUAGAAACAAGGUUUGUCUGACCAAGUCCUAAGCCUGAGGUCUCUCGUGAACCUGCUAAGUUGGCCCUGAAUCUACAUCUCAGAAAGCUACUGAUAGGUUCUAAACAGUGGGAGCAACACCGGAUCCAUGUGUAACAUCCCAAAGCGAAGACUUCAAAAGUGAACGUGCAGGUGACCAGAUGAUCCCACCUGCCUUUUUCUAAAAAUCCUCUUCAUCACACUUAGUUCUUGUUCUCCCUCCCUGUGCUUCUGGACACCAGACAAGCCAUCUCACAUCUGGUGUCUUUGCACCAGGCAGAUGACGGUUCUCAUCUGUGAGGGUUUAAAAACGAAGUGAUCCUAUUCCUUGACAUUCUUCCCAUUGAAAGAUGGGAUUGAUGUCCUUUCCUUGAGUCUUGGUGAUGGCUGCAAGCCGUAGAGUCACAAAACGUCCUGCAGCUCCCUCCAGAUUGCCUUGGGGUACUCUUUCUGAGGGAAGCACUGCGACUACCUUGCUGAAGAAGCCACGUGUAGGUGCUCUGGUCUGUGGUUUCAGCUAAGCUCCCAGGCAGCACCCAGCGCUGGCCGACAGCCUUGCAAACCACCAUUUUGGAUGUUCAGACCAUUUGCACUUUCAAAUGACCACAGCCCAGCUGACAUCUGACUCCAAGGGCAUGAGAAACCCCAAGUGAGAACUGCCCAGCCCAGCCCUUCCCAAA
Molecule: messenger RNA, 20788 nt
Organism: Mirounga angustirostris (Northern elephant seal)
Lineage: Eukaryota; Metazoa; Chordata; Mammalia; Carnivora; Phocidae
Exons: 10
Coding region: 1-1047 (348 amino acids)
Source: RefSeq, a predicted model, not a curated record